AUGGUGGGAGGUUCAGUGAACGUUGAGACCAUGAAUCGUUUGUUACUGUGUGUUGUGGCGGUGGUCGCCUUGGGUGCUGGCUGCGGCCAGGCCCAUCCCGACAUUGAUUUCCCCUUCGGACGGAUUGUCAAUGGGGAGGACACCUCCAUCGAAAGCCAUCCCUGGCAGGUUUCCAUUCAGACCUCCGCCAAGGGCUCCCACUUCUGCGGCGGAAGUCUGAUCAACCAGGACACCGUUGUCACCGCUGCCCAUUGCAUGCAGUCGUACGCCGCCUCCGAGAUGCAGGUCCGUCUGGGCUCCACCUCUCGCAGCAGUGGCGGUGAGGUCGUCAGCGUGAAGGCCUUCAAGUACCAUGAGGGCUACAACAGCAAGCUGAUGGUCAACGAUGUGGCUGUCAUCAAGCUAUCCUCUCCCGUGCGUGAAACCGCCAAGGUGCGCUACGUGCCCCUUGCCAGCUCUACUCCCAGAUCUGGUACUCCUGCUGUCGUCACUGGCUGGGGUACCACUUGCUUCCUCCUGUGCUCCUCUCCCGACAGCCUGAUGGGCGUCGGUGUUAAUAUUCUGGAGAAGCAGGAUUGCGCUUCCGACAGCUAUAGUUACGGCGAAUCGAUCCUCGACACUAUGGUGUGUGCCUCUGGCGAGAAGAAGGAUGCCUGUCAGGGUGAUUCUGGUGGUCCAUUGGUGGCCAACGGAGAGCUUGUUGGUGUUGUCUCUUGGGGCAAUGGCUGUGCAUGGACCGGCUACCCCGGAGUCUAUGCUGAUGUCGCCCCUCUAAGGAGUUGGAUCCUGAAGACUGCCGAAGAAUUGUAAAUCGAUUGAGUAAAUGAUUUUGAAAUGAU
Molecule: messenger RNA, 839 nt
Organism: Drosophila subobscura
Lineage: Eukaryota; Metazoa; Arthropoda; Insecta; Diptera; Drosophilidae
Product: trypsin
Exons: 1
Coding region: 1-810 (269 amino acids)
Biological process (GO): proteolysis
Molecular function (GO): serine-type endopeptidase activity
Source: RefSeq, a predicted model, not a curated record